Messenger RNA from Stereum hirsutum FP-91666 SS1, 1345 nucleotides. RefSeq lists its product as uncharacterized. The transcript has 6 exons. Gene Ontology annotation, cellular component: nucleus. The record is from RefSeq and is a predicted model, not a curated record. The coding region runs from base 7 to 1287 and encodes 426 amino acids. Lineage: Eukaryota; Fungi; Basidiomycota; Agaricomycetes; Russulales; Stereaceae.
CACACCAUGCCACCAAAGAGCAAAGCCUCCAGUAGUAUUCACGCUACCUUUGCUGACCUUGCGGCUGAGCUAGCUGAGAGCAAGGCCCACAUAUCGAAGAAUAAGGCGGCAGGGGUUCGGCCCACGAAGCAGAAGGCCAUGAAGAAAGUCGACGCCAUGCUGCGCUCGAACAAGGGUGUAGAUGCUCGGAAAGUUCGGGACAUCGAGGCAGAAGUCAAGGACCGCAGAGAGUAUGAACAUGCUCGCCGAAAGUUGGAGGAGAAAUCAAGGACGUAUGAGCAACUGCGGAAAGGUCGAACGGGAGGCUUGUCAGAUGCACAGCUGGAUGAACUGCUAUUCGACACCGGCGACCAUUAUGAGUCUGACAGUGAUGAUUUGGACGAGUCUCUAACUGUACCGGUGCCUGCAACACAUGAUCUUGAAGAUGACCUCAUCAUCGAAUACAAAGAUGAGUAUGGACGAGAUAGGCGAGGGAAGAAGUCAGAAGUGCCACCCAAUCUCUGGCCUGAGCAUAUGCGGGGAGAUGGUGGCGAAAACGACGACGACGACGAUCAAGGAAUUGAACUUCGCCAUGAGGAUGCUAUGCACAACUUCGCCACAUAUGAGCCCGAUAUUGCUCGCCAAGAACAGAUCAAGAAGUUCCUCGAAGAGCAAAAGGAAGGCCCUUUGGACAAGCACUACGACGCGAGCAACGAGAACCGUGCGAAGGGCGCUGGUUUCUAUGCGUUCUCACAAGAUGAAGAGGAGAGGCGGAAACAGAUGGAAGAAUUGUUGAACACGAGGAAGGAAACGAUGGAGGUGAGAAAGGACACGGGGGCCAUGGAUUUGAAGCCUGGCGAAGCUCAGGGCCUGAAAGCAGAAGGAUCAGGAGGGAAAGUGCAGACCGCGGCUAUGGCGAAGAGAAAGAAAGAGCUCGAGGAAAGGAGGAACAUGAUACAGAUGAAGAGGAGAAAGGUCACCGGAGUCGUAGCAGAAAGUGCUGCUACACAGAGCAAUCCGUCGUCGUCCAGUCGUCCAGCUGCACAACUGCCGGCCUUGUCUUCGUCUUCUGGUUCAGCACCUGACAGGGGCCAUACGAACGAUCCAUUCGCCACACUGGAGGCCGCCCCUCCAGAUCCCUUCGCUGCAUUGGAGGCAACGUCCAAGAAGGCCGAUCCUUUUGCUGCUGUGGAACGAACAUCAACUAGACCACCCAAGAGUAGAUGGGACAAACGGCCGGCCCCUGAUGUGGACUCUUUCUUGGCAGACGUAGAGAAGGAUCUUGUUUCGGGAAAGAGAAGGGCAUAGACUCCGCUUUACCUAGUGCGAUAUUGUACCAUAAUUUAUCGCUAGUCUUGUAUCACGC